This is a messenger RNA of Medioppia subpectinata, 282 nucleotides long. Lineage: Eukaryota; Metazoa; Arthropoda; Arachnida; Sarcoptiformes; Oppiidae. The record is from the annotation of a GenBank genome assembly.
AUGUCAACCCGUAGCUUUCAUGGGAAGGAUUUGUUGACAAACUUCAUGGUACAGCCGCUACUGAAUGGAGUCUAUGGUAUCUCAACUUUUCUACUCAUCAGCGGAAUUCUCACUAAUUAUAUCGCACUGUCGGUAACCAAAGGCGAUGUCAAGAGAUUCAAUGUUGUGCUAUAUAUUGUGUUACGUUUGGCCCGACUUUUGCCACAAUUAAUGAUAUUUAUAUUAUUGACAUUUUUGUUACCACUGUUGGGUUCGGGCCCUCUUUGGGCUGAAGUGGUCGGC